Molecule: messenger RNA, 1248 nt
Organism: Cladophialophora psammophila CBS 110553
Lineage: Eukaryota; Fungi; Ascomycota; Eurotiomycetes; Chaetothyriales; Herpotrichiellaceae
Product: beta-lactamase
Exons: 3
Coding region: 1-1248 (415 amino acids)
Source: RefSeq, a predicted model, not a curated record
AUGGCGAAGAUAACCUCGACCGGGAUCUCGGCUUUGCGAAAGCAAAUGGACGACACGACUGCCGAUCCUGUCAAGAAUGCUGCUGGCAUCGUCUUUGUGGCAGUCAACAGGCAAGGACAAUCAAUCUUUGAGCAUGCUUCGGGGACCACAGGCCUGGGAGUCGAUGACCCAAUGACCCUCGACCACUCCUUUUGGAUUGCCAGUUGUACCAAAAUGAUCACCGGAAUUGCUUGCAUGCAGCUUGUGGAGCAGGGAAUAUUGGCUUUGGACGAUGUCGAACUCGUCGAGAGGCUCUGCCCUGAGCUGAAAGAGGUCAAAGUAAUUCAAGGCAAAAAACUGGUCCCCAAGAAGCGAGGCAUUACUCUUCGCAUGCUUCUUUCCCACACAGCUGGUUUCGGUUAUUCCUUCUUUGACAAGCGCUUGAACGAUUUUUACGGCGCAGUUGGAGUAAACGAAUUCUCCGGCCUCAAGCACGACUAUCUGUCCCAACCACUCGUCAACCAGCCGGGCGAAGCUUGGGAGUACGGCAUCAAUGUCGACUGGGCGGGCAUCUGUGUCGAACGUGCCUCUGGACUGUCCCUGAACGACUAUUUCCAAAAGAAUAUUUUCGAACCCAUCGGCAUUACGCAAAUCACCAUGUUCCCGUCUGAAGGCAUGAAAGCGAAGCUCGCGUACAUGCACUCUCGCGACCUUCACACAGGAGAUCUCAAGCUCGCGGUCGACGGGCACAUCAACCACGCCCCGCUUGUUGCCACAAGCCAAGCCGAACGCGAUGCGAUAUUCCAACAAGGUGGCGCAGGCUGCUUUGCCCAGCCCAGCCAAUACGCCCAAAUUAUCGGUGUGCUUUUAAAUGAUGGUGUCCACGCCCCAACAAACACUCGACUACUCAAGAAGGAGACUGUCGAAACCAUGUUCACGAACCAAAUCCCAGAGUUCCCGGAUUUUGCGAGGCAUGCCAUCGUACCCCCAAAACCGGAAUACUCGAAUGUUCUACCUGAAUUGUACCCAGAACCGCACGAUAUUCCUCAAGGCUGGGGUCUCACAUUCUUCUUGCACCUUAGAGACAGUGUAGUGCACAGUAAAGGCACAGCUUGGUGGGCUGGCUUACCGAAUCUGUUCUGGUGGGCCGAUCGGAGUCGAGGCGUGGGAGGGAUGAUUGCAAGUCAGAUCAUCCCGUUUGGAGAUCCCAAGAUUCUGGGACUCUGGGCGACCAUGGAGGCGACCAUCAACGCCAAUCUCGAGUCCUGA